CCCUCCCCCCCCCCCCAUGCUGGGAGAGCUGCUGGAAGCACCUCCUCUGACCCCUUCUUUCUGCAGGAAUAGGAUGAGCCAGGGGGGCUCCAACCCCGCCGCGGUGCCCCACGCCGCCGAAGACAUCCAGGGGGACGACCGGUGGAUGUCACAGCACAAUAGGUUCGUCCUGGAUUGCAAAGACAAGGAGCCCGACGUGCUCUUCGUGGGGGACUCCAUGGUGCAGCUGCUGCAGCAGUACGAGAUAUGGCGGGAGCUCUUCUCGCCGCUUCACGCGUUGAAUUUUGGGAUCGGUGGGGACACCACAGGACACGUCCUAUGGAGGCUGAAGAACGGUGAACUGGAGAACAUUAAACCGAAGGUCAUUGUCGUUUGGGUUGGAACAAAUAAUCACGAGAACACGGCAGAAGAAGUUGCGGGGGGAAUCGAGGCGAUCGUGCGCCUGAUAAACACCCAGCAGCCACAGGCCAAAGUCAUCGUGCUGGGCCUGCUACCUCGGGGAGAGAAGCCGAACCCGCUGCGGCAGAAGAACGCCAAGGUGAACCACCUGCUGAAGGCCUCGCUCCCCAAACUGCCCAACGUGCAGCUGCUGGACGUGGACGCCGGCUUCGUGCACUCGGACGGCACCAUCUCCUACCACGACAUGUUUGAUUUCCUGCACCUGACGGGAGGGGGCUACGCCAAGAUCUGCAAACCCCUCCACGAACUGAUCAUGCAGCUGCUGGAGGAGACCCCCGAGGAGAAACGAGCCGCCCUGGCCUGAGCAGCCCCCGUCGGCGUCGAGAGCAUCAUCCAGCCCAUCAGAUCAGUUCCGUCACUGGCACUACAGAAUCCUUCUUUCUUAAAGCACUUUCCAUUGUAGAGUGUUACCGGAUGUUCGUCCCUAGUGUUUUGAGGGGGAAGGCUAAUCUUUAACUGGUCUUGUACGUACGAGGGCCGGCUUGGUUGGUUUUAUUGCAGGAGGAAAUUAGCUGAAGAAGAGUUUUACUUUUAAACCAUUCCUCAUUCAAAGCGAGAACAGGACUGUCACUCUGUGCCCCUCUCAUGUCUUGUUGCUCUGUGGUUGUCCUAGAAGCCCGGUAGCCCGUCUCCGAGGGCCCGCGCGCCGCUCCUGGCCGCAGGCGUCGUGCUCUGUGUGUUAGCCUCUGAACAAGAAUCACAUUCCACUUGCAAAAGCCAGAACAGAUGCAUUUUUCCAAACUCGGUCCCACCUUUUAUAGUUUUUUUGGGGGUUGUUUUGGUUUUUGGUUUGGUUGGUUGGUUUUUUUUCUUUUUUCCUGGGGGGUUUUGAGUGACACGUGUUGCUCUCUCACUCCUUCUUUCCGAAGCAGCAUGAAACUGGAAUUCAGAAAUGUAAAGAAACGGUAACUGAACUGGUGUAACACUCCCCGGCGCUUCUUCUCCUGCUUGUUUCUCUGUGCCUGGGGCACCUUCCCUGGGGGCUCUCACUUGGUGCUGCUGCCUGGCCUGCUCUCUGCCCCUCUCUCUGUGGUGUCGCUGGCUUUUAACCCUUGCUCACUUUAGGAUUUUAAUUAUCCAGUAAACGCUGCACGAGGCCGUCGCUUCCUCGCUGCUCUGGAGCUGCCAUUUCACUCCUCCCGGGUGCCUGUGCCCCAGGGCUCUCUGCACUCCUCUUUCUUCUUCUUCUGGGCUGUUUUGGGGUUUUUUUAAGUACGACUGUUACAUCCUUUUUUUCCCUAAAGGGAGCCCAUCUGAAUAGCCCCUGUCUGCGAGGCCUAAGUCAGUCUGAAGCUUUACGGAUCCCGAGGUGUAUAUUUCUUUGUCGCUUCUGUUUUACUUGUAUAAACAUUUUAUUGGAGCCUCUUGCAGUAAAGAGCGAAGUCGAGGUGUAGCUUUUCCUGCUCCUCGCCUCCAAGGCAGCCGGAGGGGCCGGUGCCCUCCUUCAGGGGCUGCCACGAGGUGGGAUUUGGGUUUGUUUGGUUUUUUUGGUAGGAGGUCUGGUUGCAGUCUGUGACGAUGAUGUGAAAACAGCCUUUCCUUUAGAAGCGAAAGGCUCUCUUUUUCAGAAAGAAACCGGUCUGGACCCGAAAGGCAGAGCCCUGGAUGGGUAGAUAACACUCCAAUCCCACCAUUUUAAACAAAGCCUGUUCCUCCUUGGCUUACCUGUGGCCGAGAGCCACCACCACUGUUUUUUCCCCCCCCUGCCCUGUAAGUGGGGUCUGUGGGCACCGGGCUCCUGGCGGCGGGUAAACUGGAGAGGAACGGAGAGUUUUCCAGCGGGACCUUCAUCCCCUGUUCCCCUUGAGGAGCGUUUUGGUGCCCGGGUUGCUUGCUGUGCCCUGCCACGAUGAAGUCCAUAGGUACUGUAUAUAGUCUGUCUGCCCUUUUUUAUACUCCAGGGGCUCUGUGUUUAAUGCAGUCUAUAAUAACCUCGCGUUACGGAGUACUGUCGUGUCCCCCCUCCCUCCCCCUCUCCCCGUAGAUUUGCUCGUAGCAGGAUUCCUGCCUGGAUUGCAUGCCUAGUGUGUGUUUCGUUUCCAGUAUAUGUGGCCUACACACAGAUGAAGGAAAGGUGAAGCGUCCCGCUCGCCAGGACCAGAAGUAGGACGUUGGGGGAGAGGCGCAGGGGGGGAGGGAUCGGGGUCCUGCCCCCGGGGAGGGGACUGGGGGCUCCCCCAGAACCUGCUCCCCGGAGCUCCGCGGGCUUUAAGGGAGCAGUUUGGCUCACUGGAGAAGCUGAGGCAAAAUGAAACAUUAAAAAUCCGCUGGGGUGGAGGAUUUCUAAGGAAAGGACUUACCACACCCUGGAGGGAGUCAGGAUGAAAGAUGCUUUGCUUCCCCUGAGCUUGGCAGGUUUCUGGGCUGCAUGGAAAGGCAGCGUGGUGCUUCCCUCUCUGCUUCCCUCCCCGCUCCCGCUGCUUUGGGCUGAAGGGCUGCUCACCAGGAAGGUGCUCUCCAGUAAAACACUGAUUUCCCAGCUGGGUGGCCGUGCCCCGGUGAGUCAGCCCCUCUGGGCCGGGUGCCCGCUGGCCCCGGAGGUUUUGGCAGGCUCUGGAGCUGGGGCAGCGUGACCGGGGACGGUGCUUUGGCUUGGCUUGGCCGAGGUGCCACGCUCUCUGCUUGCUCUCACCACCCUCCUCCUCCUCCUCCGGCCGUCUCCGGCGCUGCGUGAGGAACAGGAGGCUUCCUCCCAGCUUGGGCUUGAGCUCUGCUUGGUGCUGCCUGCUUAGAAACCGUCCCGCUCACGACUGACAGGUUUUGGGGGGGGGAAGGAGGUGAGGAGGGGUUCUCUGCUAAUUUAGGACUAAAAACCGAGCGCCUUGUGGUGUAGAAAAGCUUCAGUUCCAGCUCUGGGUGUUGGGGCUGGGCUCUCCCUGCCCGGCCAGGGGGAAUUGUGUGACCCUCGAGGGCUGGCUGGGGAAGAACCAGCCCCGUGGGGCUUCUCCCCCCUCAAUCCCCUAAAGAUCCCGUUUGGCAGCUCGGUGCCGGAGCCGCCGUGCUCUGCGGCAGCGCUGCCGGCUCCGUGUGUCGCAGCAGAGAGGAAAACAAAGCAAAAGAUGUGAAAGGACAGAAAGAGCCUCUUGUAACCGGCCGGGGGACGGGAGGAUGAGGCGGGAGGGGGCCUGCGAGGAGGAAGGCCUGGCCCAUCCACCUCCCCCUGCGCUGGCUGACACCCCCCACACCCCCCCAAUCCCUCCCUCGCCCCCGAGCAAAAAAAAUUGUGAUUCUGCUUUGGUAAAAAUGCAUCGGCUGGUAGAAACUCACUCUGUUAGUGCAUAUUUCGAUAUAAAUGUCAAUGUUUCA
Molecule: messenger RNA, 3765 nt
Organism: Calidris pugnax (ruff)
Lineage: Eukaryota; Metazoa; Chordata; Aves; Charadriiformes; Scolopacidae
Gene: PAFAH1B2
Product: platelet activating factor acetylhydrolase 1b catalytic subunit 2
Exons: 5
Coding region: 17-763 (248 amino acids)
Source: RefSeq, a predicted model, not a curated record